Molecule: messenger RNA, 597 nt
Organism: Trichomycterus rosablanca
Lineage: Eukaryota; Metazoa; Chordata; Actinopteri; Siluriformes; Trichomycteridae
Gene: pomp
Product: proteasome maturation protein
Exons: 6
Coding region: 82-510 (142 amino acids)
Biological process (GO): proteasome assembly
Cellular component (GO): cytoplasm; nucleus
Source: RefSeq, a predicted model, not a curated record
GGCCACGUGAUGUGUAUGUCCGGUGCUGAUUCGAACAGAAAGUAGCGAAGCAGUGAGUUGAAUAAAGACACUUAGCACAAAAUGAACACUCGUGGUCUUCGCUCACAGCUGAAGGACAGCAUCCCAGUAGCUGGGCUCUCCCAACAGGCAGAAGGAUAUGGGGUUCCGGACACACUGCGCAGAGGGUUUUCCAGUGUUAAAAAUGAGCUUCUCCCCAAUCAUUCUUUGGAACUCUCUGAGAAAAAUUUCCAGCUUAACCAGGACAAAAUGAACCUUUCCACACUAAGGAACAUUCAAGGACUCCAUGCACCAUUGAAGCUACAAAUGGAGUACAGAGCAGCCAGACAGAUUCAGCGUUUGCCCUUUCUGCCAAGCUCAAAUUUGGCACUAGAUACUCUGAGAGGCACUGAUGAUUCCAUCAGUUUUGAGGACAUUCUUAAUGAUCCUGCACAAUGUGAGCUGAUUGGAGAGCCUCACAUUAUGACAGAGUACAAAUUAGGUCUGCUGUGAGUGUUUGUCACUGGUUGUUUUCACUAUAUCCCUGUAGGUUCAAUUAUGAUGACCUUGUUUUGUUUCUAAUAAAAUAAUCUAAGUAUA